CCUCCUCCUCGUCCUGAUUCCGACGAACUUGCCGGGGACACACAGGCGGGAUCCUCUUCCACCGAUCGAGACGGAACGACGGAUGACGAAGCAGAGCGUGGUCGUGCCGGAGGUGGCGGUGCCGAUGCCGCCCAACUCCGCCCCGCUGCUGCCGUACCCGCCGCCGCGCGCCGCGCCGGGGGUCGCGGUGCGGAAGAAGUACCUGCAGGCGCAGCUGGACCUCGGCGCCGGGCUGCCGCUCAUCAACGGGUGGGUGGAAUCCAUGCGGGCGUCGUCGCCCACGCACGCCAAGGCGGCCGCCGCGCUCGCCGCCGGCGCCGUCGACGACGAGCGCGCCGCGUGGAUGGUGAGGCACCCAUCGGCGCUGAGCAAGUUCGAGCAGAUCGUGGCGGCGUCCAAGGGGAAGAAGAUCGUCAUGUUCCUCGACUACGACGGGACGCUGUCCCCCAUCGUCGACGACCCCGACUCCGCCUUCAUGUCCGACACGAUGCGGCGGGCGGUGCGGAGCGUCGCCAAGCACUUCCCGACGGCGAUCGUCAGCGGCCGGUGCCGCGACAAGGUGUUCGAGUUCGUGAAGCUGGCGGAGCUCUACUACGCCGGCAGCCAUGGCAUGGACAUCAAGGGCCCCGCAAAAGCCUCCCGCCACAAUAAGGCCAAGGUGAGAGCCCUUCUCCCAGCUCCUCUGCCGGCCACUGCCGCACUUGUCAAACACGGCCGGAAAACAAAACUUAUCUCCCUCUUGUGUGGCUCUCAGGCCAAAGGCGUUCUCUUUCAGCCGGCGAGCGAGUUCCUGCCCAUGAUAGAACAGGUGCACGAUUCUCUGAUAGAGAAGACCAAGUGCAUACCUGGAGCCAAGGUGGAGAACAACAAGUUCUGUGUGUCUGUCCACUUCAGAUGUGUCGACGAAAAGAGCUGGAACACAUUGGCGGAGAUAGUGAAGGCAGAGCUCAAGGAAUACCCAAAGCUGAAGCUCACGCAGGGCAGGAUGGUGUUCGAGAUCCGGCCCACCAUCAAGUGGGACAAGGGCAAGGCCCUCGAGUUCCUCCUCGAGUCGCUCGGGUUCGCCGACUGCACCAACGUGCUGCCGGUGUACAUCGGCGACGACCGCACCGACGAGGACGCGUUCAAGGUGCUCCGCAAGAGAGGACAGGGCAUCGGCAUCCUCGUGUCCAAGUACCCCAAGGACACCAACGCCUCCUACUCCCUGCAGGAACCAGCCGAGGUGAUGGAUUUCCUGCUGCGGCUGGUCGAGUGGGAGCGCCUCUCCCGGGCACGCCCCAAGUGGUGACGAGCCAUCCCACACGGCAACCGCCCAUUUUCCCCGACAGCUCAGCCCGUAUUCCCCGACAGCUCUGUAUUCCGUCGGGUUAGGAUCCGAGGAAAAGAAAAUUAUCGAGGCGAUUAUUAUUAAGCACCAGUAGUAUACAUACAUAUAAUAUAUAAUGUAAUUAAGGAUAUGAUUAAUUGGGAGGGAGCGUAUCUUUAUUAUGUAGCUCUCCUGGCCGGGCAGGCAGCACACACAUGUACACCACACAACACCUGGUCUCUCUCUAUGUGCACGCGCGCCCGCGUCCUCCGGUUUUUUUGGGAGACGCAUGCGAGGGUAGCUUGACGGGGGAUGGAUGAAGAGAGUGCACCAUGUUUGGGCGUUUGUGCUCUCUUCUUUGUUCCCCGUGGCUACGAUAUCUGAUGAUGCACAAGGAGGAGGAAUUUGAGUGCUAGUGCUCCUUGUAAUUGUAUAUGGCUCCUGAUUAUCUAUGUACAAGAGUAUAUAUGAUGAAAUGAAGAGCGUAUUAGAAUA
Molecule: messenger RNA, 1801 nt
Organism: Oryza brachyantha (malo sina)
Lineage: Eukaryota; Viridiplantae; Streptophyta; Magnoliopsida; Poales; Poaceae
Product: probable trehalose-phosphate phosphatase 6
Exons: 9
Coding region: 83-1288 (401 amino acids)
Biological process (GO): trehalose biosynthetic process
Molecular function (GO): trehalose-phosphatase activity
Source: RefSeq, a predicted model, not a curated record